Messenger RNA from Thyridium curvatum, 1512 nucleotides. RefSeq lists its product as uncharacterized. Bases 1 to 1512 code for a protein of 503 amino acids. Gene Ontology annotation, cellular component: membrane. The record is from RefSeq and is a predicted model, not a curated record. Gene Ontology annotation, molecular function: transmembrane transporter activity. Gene Ontology annotation, biological process: transmembrane transport. NCBI's taxonomy places the organism in Eukaryota, Fungi, Ascomycota, Sordariomycetes, Thyridiales, Thyridiaceae. The transcript is spliced from 2 exons.
AUGGUUGGCAACACCGAUCCCAACCCUUCUCUGGCGCAGCUCGCUGCCGAUGUCAAGGUCAACGUUCCGGAGGACGGGCCGGUGCCCCUCGAGGCCGUCUCGGUCCUCGCUCCGACCAUCAUCGACCCGGCCGCCGAGCGCCGCCUCGUCUGGAAGUUCGACCUGCGCGUCCUGCCCGUGCUCGCCGUCAUGUACCUCUUCAACUCGCUCGACAAGGGCAACAUCGGCAACGCCAAGACGGCCGGCCUCGAGAAGGACCUGGGCCUCGUCGGCAACCAGUACAACCUGCUCCUCUCCGUCUUCUUCAUCCCCUACGUCCUCUUCGCCCCCGUGCUCGGCGGCCUGGGCAAGAAGUUUGGCGCCGCCCGCGUCCUGCCGAUCAUGAUGUUCGUCUUUGGCGCCAUGACGCUGCUCGUCGUCGCCGCGCGCAACUUCAGCGGCCUCUUCGCGCUGCGCUGGUUCAUCGGCAUGGCCGAGAGCGCCUUCUUCCCGCUCGUCAUCUACUACCAGACCACCAUCUACCGCCGCCACGAGCUCGCCCGCCGCCUGGCCAUCUUCUACGCCGCCUCGAGCAUCGCCGGCGCCUUCUCGGGCCUGCUGUCCUACGGCACCUUCCAGAUCAAGGGCGGCGCCCUGGCCCCCUGGAAGUACCUCUUCGUCGUCGAGGGCGCCGGCACCAUCCUCGUCUCCGUUUUCGCCUUCUGGUGGCUGCCCUACAGCGGCCCGACGGCCAAGUUCCUCAGCGCCGACGAGAAGACGCUCGCCCACUACCGCCUGCAGGUCGACUCGUCCUCGGUCGUCGACCAGAAGUUCGACCUGCGCGACGCCCUCCAGAUCUUCAAGCACCCGACCAGCUGGGCCAUCCUGCUCAUCGAGGUCUGCCUCGGCGUGCCCCUGCAGUCCGUCACGCUGUACCUGCCCGUCAUCGUCCAGCGCCUGCGCUACGACACGGUCAAGACGAACCUGUACACCGUCGCGCCAAACAUCACGGGCGCCGUCAUGCUGCUCGUGCUGUCCUUCGCGUCCGACUACUCGCGCCUGCGCUUCCCCUUCGUCGCCCUGGGCUUCGCCUUCACGCUGACGGGCUUCAUCAUCUACGCCUGCGUCAACGUCGAGGCGCAGCUGCAGGUCGCCUACUUCGCCUGCUUCAUGAUGACCUGGGGCACCUCGGCGCCCUCGGUGCUGCUCGACGUGUGGUACAACAACAACAUCGCCAACGAGAACCGGCGCAUGGCGCUGACGACGAUCGGCGUGCCCGUGGCGAACCUCAUGGGCCUUGUCUCAUCGAAUAUCUUCCAGAGCAAGGACGCGCCCAAGUACAUGCCGGCGCUCCUGACGACGGCCAUCUUUGGCGCUGUCGGCUGCGUGUGCACGCUUCUGCUGGGAGCCUGGAUGAUGUACGACAACAAGAGGCGCGACCGCGAGGAGGGGAGGACUAUCUCGGCCAAGGAUAUCCCGACGGAACUAUUGGCCGAUGGGCCGGCGAGUCUGCACUACCGCUGGCAUCUGUGA